Naegleria gruberi is the source of this 1722-nucleotide messenger RNA. RefSeq lists its product as uncharacterized. Gene Ontology annotation, molecular function: ATP binding; protein serine/threonine kinase activity. Gene Ontology annotation, cellular component: cytoplasm. The record is from RefSeq and is a predicted model, not a curated record. The transcript has a single exon. Lineage: Eukaryota; Heterolobosea; Eutetramitea; Acrasida; Naegleriidae. Bases 1 to 1722 code for a protein of 573 amino acids. Gene Ontology annotation, biological process: protein phosphorylation; intracellular signal transduction.
AUGGAAACUAAACAAACUAAUGUUGCAAAUUCGGAAACAAAUUGUUUGACCUCAUCAAAUAGUAAAUCGAACAAUUCAUUGACUAGAUGCGUUAGCAAUAUUUUACAUAAGGGUUUUAGUAAGAAGAGAAGUGAGUCAGAGCAAGGAUCAAAUUCUUGUAUACGAAAGGAUGGACGAAACUCCAAGUCCUUAAUGCAAUCAGAAUACAAAUGCACAACAACAGCUCCUGCAUUCUCAUCAAAAGGAGCGCCAGCGUCCACUCUCACCAUUGCAACUCCUCAAAAGAUUCCUUCACCUUCACUAGACGAAACCAAUGAUAACAAUUUCUUCCACUCCCAACACAAUUGUACCAAGAGGAGAAGAAACACAGUCUUCUUUCCCUCAACUCCAAGUAUUGAUGGUGUGAAAACUCCAACUUCUCCAAGUGGCUUGUUUCACUACUCGAGGCGAUUGAGUGUUGAUCAUGCAACAAUGGGAAACAUUUUAGGAAGAAUUAUGUUUGUUGAGGAGAGACAAGUCAUGUUUCUUAAUUUCGAGAAUUUAAAGAUUGAAUCGAUCAAACAUUUGGAGAAUAUUGCUGCAUGUAUUCGAAUGUUGGUAAAAACUUCGAUGGAGUCAAAGAGGAAAGAUGGUCAAUUUGAUGGAAAGAUUAAAUGUUUUUUGAAUGAUGACGAUUUAGAUUGUGAUUCACAUUUGUUUGAUACCUAUACACAAACAGUUCAUAUGAACCCUCUAUUCGAAACUGUCACUCGAUACACCAAUAAGAGUUUAUUUUCAGAUCAUCAGAGAAAAAUCCAAAAAUCCCUCAGAGAUUGUGAAGUCUAUGUAAAGACAUGUCCAUGCAUUCUGGAUCGUUAUGUUUUCAUGGUCGAUGAUCAGAUUGGUAAGGGAACUUAUGGAACAGUUUCACUUGCAAUGGAUUUGAGUUUGGGAAGAAAGGUAGCUGUCAAGAGAUUAUGUAAGAAAACUGUCAAACUCAUUGGUAUUGAAGAGUAUGUGCAAAAUGAAAUGGAAAUUAUGAAACUCUUGAGGGAUAAUCCACAUGAAAAUAUUGUCCAGGUAUUAGAUAUUCAUGAAAGCGAGGCAGAAUAUCUAUUUGUAAUGGAGUACUUGUCAGGUGGUUGUCUGGAUAAUCCCUUCGAUGAAUUUGAAAUCAUUCCAGAAAGUCAAGCACAAUUAUACUUUUGUCAACUGGUGGAUGCUGUUGAUCAUUUGCAUUCAAAGUUAAAAGUUUUGCAUCGAGAUAUACAGCCAUCUAAUUGUUGCUUUCUAGAUACUGAAAAGAAAUGGUUAAAAUUGGUUGACUUUGGUUUGAGUUGUCAACCAACAGAUUUCACUAAGAAGGAACAUACAUUAUUUUGUGGAAAUAGUAAUUAUGCAUGUCCUGAACUGUUACUAAAGAAGGCAUAUGGAUCUGAAGUUGAUGUCUAUGCACUAGGAGUCCUUCUCUAUAAGAUACUGUUUGGUUGUUUCCCAUUUCGUGGAGCUCAACAGAAAUUGCUCAUGCACUUUACAGUUCCACUGAAGGAUGAUGUAAAUGGAGAUGAUGCAAUGGGAAGUGAUGAUUGUGGUCAGAAUAUUUCGAAAUGUUGUAAAGAUUUGUUGCAUAAUAUUUUGGAAGUCAAUUGUGAAAAGAGAUUUUCCAUACAAGAUAUCAAGAAUCAUCAAUGGUACAAGAUUGGAAAAACUCAGAAGGUGGAUUUACUAGAAAGUCACGAAUAA